CAUAAAUGAAGAACAAGGAGGUCUCGACCAAAAAAAUAAAAAAACAAGAAGAAGAAGGAGGAGGACGGUUAUCUCUCUACUUCUUUUAGAAGUAGAAUCUAAACGAAAAAUGUACAAGACGAAGAAGCUAUGCGCUCCUCUCUCCACCAUUUUUCGCGGAGUUCUUCCAACAACACGCCGUUUGUCUCCUUACUUUUCAAAUUCACGAAUUCCAUCUUUAUCCUCUCACCUCCAAUCUUCUUCUAGGGUUCCUCCACGCUACGCCCUCCAUUUUCUCCCAAAUUCAAACUUUUCCUUUCAAAAUUUAUGCUCUCAAUCCGCCGCAAAGCUCGAUUCUUCAACAAAAAGGUGUUGGAACUGCGUCGCCGACAAGACUGGAACGACGCCGUUCCUCUAUUGUGAUUCCUGCAGGAGCAUUCAGCCCGUUGAUUCAUCCAUCGAUUACUUUCAGAUUUUCGGGCUAGAAAAGAAGUAUGAAAUUGAGGUUGACGGUUUAGAAGGGAAGUACAAGGAUUGGCAGAAGAAAUUGCAUCCUGACCUUGUUCAUUCAAAAUCCGAGAAAGAGAGAGGAUAUGCUGCUGAACAAUCUGCUCGUGUUAUCGAUGCAUAUCGCACGCUUAGCAAGCCGUUGUCUAGGGCAAUAUACAUCUUGAGGCUUGAAGGAGUAGAUGUUGAUGAAGAACAGACGGUUUCUGAUCCAGAGUUGCUCACUGAGAUUAUGGAAAUCAGGGAAGCUGUAGAAGAGGCUCCGGAUUCACAAGCUCUAAAUCAGAUUCAAUCUAAGAUGGAGGAGAAACUGCAAGAAUCAUCUAACUCCUUUGUGAAUGCAUACCAAAGCAGGAAUUUUGAUGAAGCUGUGGCUUGUAUCCAGAGGAUGACUUACUAUCAGCGUGCGAGUGAAGAAAUUUUGAAGAAGCUUUGAUAGAGGUUCAUACUGCUCUAGCAAUGUUAUUAUAGGGUCAACAACUUUAAAGAUUGAGGAGAUGACAACAGAUGUAUGAUUUGAUUGAACAUCUGGUUGAUGACUCCUUGAUGCUAUGAAAAGCACCCAAACUCUUAAUCUUCUUAUCUAAGUAAAGAAUUUCUUCUUCGAUCGAUUACUCUUCUUCACCACUAACCGAAGCCAAGAUUUGUUCUAAUUCCAAGAGAGUUUUCAAGUAGCCAAUCAUGAAGGGUAAGGUUUUACAGUUCCAGUGGCUAAACCACUGAUUGAUGCCGUCGCUGCCUUUACCAUCGCCGUCGGAUUUCGGCGUCUUCUCCGGUGAAUAGCACCCUCUUACGAUUCCUCGAAGCUCAAAGCCGGAAACCUUUUGAGUUCCUAUUUGCCACCAUUUAGACUGCCGCCAUCCGGCGAGCUUCCAUGUUUUUUGCUUAUCUGCCGCCAUUUACAUCGACUUUCAUCAACUCGACUCAAAUAACUCGUUGUCAGGGGAAAUUGCUCCAAAUGUGCUGCAAUUUUUAUUUUUGAAUUUAAAGCUGACUUUGGUUUUGAUGA
Messenger RNA from Gossypium raimondii (Peruvian cotton), 1495 nucleotides. RefSeq names its product iron-sulfur cluster co-chaperone protein HscB homolog. The transcript is spliced from 9 exons. The record is from RefSeq and is a predicted model, not a curated record. Bases 110 to 922 code for a protein of 270 amino acids. Lineage: Eukaryota; Viridiplantae; Streptophyta; Magnoliopsida; Malvales; Malvaceae. Gene Ontology annotation, molecular function: protein-folding chaperone binding; ATPase activator activity. Gene Ontology annotation, biological process: protein complex oligomerization; [2Fe-2S] cluster assembly.